UGCGGUGCGAGAAAAGAGAUCAUUUGUUCAAAACACCUGCAUUACCAACGUGCAAAGUGUCUCAAAUCUCUCGUUUUUAAUAUCAUACACCCCAGAGAUGAUUACCACGCACCUAUUUGUGAAUUUAACGAAUAUUUGACAUUUGAAAACGCGCCCGUUUUCUUUUGCAAUGGACAGUGUUUGAAAGACAGAUAAACCGACAGCUGAAGAUCGCUUUGAGUGAUAUCUGCGGUCGAGAACGGGAGCAGCGGAUCCACCGCACGCACGCACGCACACACGCCCGCUCGAGCUCUUCCACACACACGCGCUCGAUCUCUUCACCGCGUGCACAGACGCUCAUCCACUUGACCGGUGCGGUAUAGACAUUGUUACGUUUUAUCCACUUCUAAAAUCCGCGCGUUGAUCCAUAAUGGAAGAGAACAUGGAAGAAGGACAAACCCAGAAAGGGGGCUCUGAAUGCUGCCUCAAAUGCCUGAGUGGGAUUCCCUACGCCUCUCUGAUUGCCACCAUCCUGCUGUAUGCCGGGGUGGCGCUCUUCUGUGGCUGUGGUCAUGAGGCUCUCUCUGGAACCGUCACCAUUCUGCAGACCUAUUUUGAUGUUGUCCGGUCACCUGCUGAUGCCCUGGAUGUCUUUACCAUGAUUGACAUUUUUAAGUAUGUGAUCUAUGGAGUGGCAGCAGCCUUCUUCGUUUAUGGUAUUCUGCUGAUGGUGGAGGGAUUUUUCACCACUGGGGCCAUUCGGGACCUCUAUGGGGACUUUAAGAUCACCACCUGUGGACGCUGUGUCAGUGCUUGGUUCAUCAUGCUUACUUAUAUCUUCAUGUUGGCUUGGCUGGGAGUUACAGCAUUCUCCUCCCUGCCAGUCUUCAUGUAUUUCAGCAUCUGGAACACCUGUCAGAACACCACACUGUUGGAAAGUUCCAACGUUUGCUUCGACCUGCGUCAGUAUGGAAUUGUGUCCAUCAAUGAGGAGAAAAAACUGUGCACUGCUUCUGAGAACUUCAUCAAAAUGUGUGAAUCUAAUGAGCUGGAUCUGACAUUCCACUUGUUUGUCUGUGCACUUGCGGGGGCUGGAGCAGCCGUUAUCGCCAUGGUGCACUACCUGAUGGUGCUGUCGGCUAACUGGGCUUACGUGAAGGACGCCUGCCGGAUGCAGAAAUACGAGGAUAUCAAGUCCAAGGAGGAGCAAGAACUUCAUGAUAUCCACUCUACUCGCUCUAAAGAGCGUCUGAACGCAUACACAUAAAGCACGCGCUCAUGCACACACAUAUAAAUAUGUAUACAUGCACACAGACACACAUAAGCAUGCCCUUCCCCUCCUUGAAGUUACACAUCUAAACUAAACUUAACUAUAUUUAAUUUCCAUGGUUUCCAGGGGUAAGGGAUUGGAUGGGAUGGGGUGGUAAAUAACUGUACCACUUGGUAUGUACGGGUUUGACCCAGAAUGUUGGUCUAGGUGCUUAUCGUCUAAAUGGCAACAUCUUUGACUACCCAGGAUUUCGAUUUUUUUUUUCUUUGUCCUUGUUUCUUUGUCCAUUUCUCCUCUACCUCCCUUUUCUGUUGAGAGAGCACACUAAGUUGAGUGACUCCUCUUUUGUAUCACAUACUUUUAGGUCUCAAUGGGUCUUGUUAGGGGGUUUGGGUUUAGCGAAAGGGAUCAAAGAACACUUUUCACAUUUUUGUAUUACACACUGAUGAUUUGCGCUCUUCAAGCUCACCCUAUAAAUGGCUAGUCAUGAUUUAGAUCUUCUUUAGACUUUUUAAAAACCAAAAUGUGACCAAACUUGUAACGUAUGAUUUACAGGUUAAUUGCUCAAGCUGCCACACUUACAGCAGCAACAGCACAAACAAUGUACAGAUUCUUUUAACGAUUAAUUCAGUUUUGGAGUGCCAGGGAUUUCAAAAAGUACCUUAAAGUGACUUUUACUGCUAUACUGUAGCUUGGCCUAAAUGUAUAUUCUAGCAGCGCGCAGUAUUAAUGGAAGAUGUAACACUGGUGCUCAGUAACGUUUGUUAAGUUUUGACAGAGAUGGCUGCUGAUUGGGAAAGAUGGACCGAAAUCGGCUACAGCGCUCUUUUCAAGUAGGAUUUGCCUUGGGAUAUUUGUUUUCUCUCAUCCAUUGCAAGCCAUACUCUCACAUGCAAAUAAUAUUUUCUGGUGUUUUAUUGCUUAGUUUUAGCUUUAACCUUUUAAAUGCAAGUACUCAAACAAAAACACAUUUUUUCAUCAUUCAUCUGGACUGUAUAUACCUCUUUAAAUGUUUACACAUUUCAUGUCCGUUCAUCUCGGCAGUCAGUGUUAGUUGAUAUUCUUGAGAUUGUCGUUCAUAUCAGAGAAGUAUAAAUCUAAGUGGAAAAGUUGAUUGCAUUGGAUCUGCCAAACACUGUGGAGGGUUAAAUAGACAAGGUAUUUACGUAAAAAUCGAACACGUUCCGAAUAAAUACAAGAAAGAUAUGGAUGUACCAGCAUGUGUUACUCAAAACUCAGUGUUUUGGUUCGGUCUUGCCAACUUCAGUUGCCCUACUUUUGCAGUAAAGUACUUUUGUCAGUGUCUCAAAAAACUAAAAUAAUAAUAAAAAAGAAAAGAAAAAAAAAACUAGUUUUUGUGCACUUAUGGACCAUUGUGAGUUUUUUUUUUUUUUGGUGUGUUGUUGCAUUUGGAAUCAGCUCUGAAACCCUGUACUCUUAUUAGUCUUGCAGCUUUUUAAAAACCACAAAAGAAACCUGUAUUAGGUGAAAAACAUUGAUAUAGUUGUUAUUUGUGGCAUGGUUAUGCAUCCAAUGGUAAUAGUUUUAACCAACUCAAAAACAAAAAACAAACACAAAAAAAAUCCUUUAUUUAGAUUUUUACACUUAAGACUGUCUUGCUGGGGUUGAUUAUAUAUAUUUUUUUCUAAAUGUGCAGUAUUACAGUUGCUAAGCUAACAAUAUUAAGCUAAAUAUCUUAUUAGGUUUUAGUGUUUGCGUUUUGUCCUUUCUAGUUUGUGAUGAUUUUUCCAAACCAUGUCUUAAACCUAUUCUUGUUAUGAUGUUGCGUAUCCAGUAUUACCCUGACGUUGCUUUCAGAUUUAUCCACAUACUGUACUAGUUUUUUGUACUUUCACUGAGAAUGCUUUGUAGCAGGCAGUGAAAUUAACUGGUUUUGUACAUAAAUGUGCCAACAGCUUGACAGUGGCUUUUUUCUUUUCGAACUGUAGAAACAAAGUUGCUUGCGUAAAUAAAAACACUUGUGUACUUGUUAA
Molecule: messenger RNA, 3243 nt
Organism: Carassius gibelio (silver crucian carp)
Lineage: Eukaryota; Metazoa; Chordata; Actinopteri; Cypriniformes; Cyprinidae
Product: neuronal membrane glycoprotein M6-a
Exons: 7
Coding region: 410-1246 (278 amino acids)
Biological process (GO): neuron projection development
Cellular component (GO): neuronal cell body; axonal growth cone; filopodium
Source: RefSeq, a predicted model, not a curated record